Sphaerodactylus townsendi is the source of this 1146-nucleotide messenger RNA. RefSeq names its product olfactory receptor 14C36-like. Gene Ontology annotation, cellular component: membrane. The record is from RefSeq and is a predicted model, not a curated record. Bases 1 to 1104 code for a protein of 367 amino acids. Lineage: Eukaryota; Metazoa; Chordata; Lepidosauria; Squamata; Sphaerodactylidae. The transcript is spliced from 4 exons. Gene Ontology annotation, biological process: G protein-coupled receptor signaling pathway. Gene Ontology annotation, molecular function: olfactory receptor activity; G protein-coupled receptor activity.
AUGGCUAUAAAUGGCUAUAUCUAUAUGAAUUAUGAUGAAUCUCCUGUACCAGAAAAAUUUGCAGCAUUUCAAGCAGAAGGGCGGAAAAAUCGUCCUUCUGACAUUGAACACAGAGCAAUGGUUGACUCAGAAUGCACCAGUGAUGCAAGGGUUCGUCUCACUGAAGGAAGGGGGAAUCAAACUGUCCCAGCCUUCUCCCUCCUGGGAUUUUCUGAUCUCCCAGAGCUCCAGAUUUUACACUUUGUGACAUUCCUUUCCAUUUACUCAGCGGCCUUGGUGGGGAACUUCCUUCUGAUGCUGACUGUAGUCCAGAAUCAGUCUCUUCACAAUCCCAUGUAUUUCUUCCUAGCCAACCUCUCUUUAUCAGAUGCUUGCUAUAUCUCUGCCACUGUCCCCAAAUCCAUGGCGAUUUCCUGGACAAACAACAAACUGAUUUCUUUCCCUGGAUGUGUCGCGCAAGUGUUCUUAGUGUUGACUUGUGCAGGUGUCGAGCUGACCUUUCUGGCUGUGAUGGCUUAUGACCGCUAUGUAGCAAUUUGUCAUCCUCUACAAUACACAAUGUUGAUGAACUGGAAUACUUGCAUCCAAAUGGCAGCAGCGUCUUGGAUCAGCAGCAUAAUCAGUGCUUCUAUGAAUACUGCAAACACAUUCAGGUUACAUUUUUCCAGCUCUAAGAUUGAACAAUAUUUCUGUGACAUCCCCCAAUUAUUAAUGAUUUCUUGCACUGAUACAACUGCCAAUAUGGUGGUUCUUGUUAUUGAAGCAGUGGUUAUUUGCUCAUUUUGCUUUUUCGGUAUUGUAACUUCUUAUGCAUUUAUCUUGCAAAACGUGCUAAAAAUUAAAUCAGCCAAGGCCAGGUCUAAAGCCUUUUCCACUUGCAUCCCACACUUGACUGUGCUUUCCUUGUUUCUCUCUACUGCUUUGUUUUCUUAUAUGAAACCAAAAUCCAUGUCUUCUGCACCAGUAGACCUGACGGCUGCUGUAUUGUACACCAUUUUGCCACCACUCCUGAAUCCCAUUAUUUAUAGUCUGAAAAACAAAGAAAUCCAUGUAGCCAUGCAGAAAAUGUUAAAGAAACGGUUUGGAUUUUGCGUGAUCAUUUGAUAAACUUCCCAGUGAACUAAGCCCAGUUGAUACUAGUGUAAA